AUGGAGACCGUCUCACAAAGCGAAAACCUUAGCCGCUGUAUCCUCGCCGUUCUAUUGACUUGGAUUUUCACAGAGGACAAUGCCUUUGACUUGUCAUGCCGGCCAGCAUUCGGAGUCAUCACGCCUUGGAAUAUAACCCAGACCCAAAUGUUUAUCAAUGCGCACUUUGCCGGCCGAAACCUGCGCUGGGUUGAAGUCUGGCAGCAAGCCUAUCACCUGGGCAAGCUUCUCGAGGAUGCCGGGUAUGAGAAUAGCGACAGCAAGUUAUGGACUAUACAUUUCAACUGGCUGAUGAAUGCGGCCAUUAUCUACCUUUGUGCAGUUUCGCGAACCGUCACAAGAGACUUCCACCGCCCUCGGGCUUUGCCAGUGGAGGUAAUGACCCGGUUCAUUGGUCGACUCUUCAAUAUCCCAUUCACCAUCCAGGACCUUGAGUACUACAUCACCCACUGGGUCACCGUGCUCUCUGGCUGCGCUGGGAAAGUGCAGGCCAACCCGAACGCCUCUGCUGCUAAAUUGGAGUGGACCAUGGCCAAGUAUUUAACGGUGCCAUUGUCUCCUUUGAUGCCGAAUAUCUCACGACAACUGUGUGGCCCUUACAGGCGCUUUCAUGAAGAGGUAGUGCAGUGGUACCCACCUCGUGUGUGGAGGAAUCGCCUCACACCCAUGUCGCCAUACCAGACGAGUAGCACGGACAUCGUCUUUAACCUCGACGCAUAUACCAGCGACCACGACCUCCCUUGCGGUCUACGCGUGAGACAAUUUGUACCCCGGAGAAACGAGCGACGUGACCUGCCCGUCCUCGUGUGGUUCGCUGGCGGUGGAUGGAUGCUGGGAGACAUUUCGGGCGACAAUAAUGUACUCAGUCACAUUGCGGUCGGUACUGAUUCCCCUGUGGAUUGUGGAUGUCGGGUUUUCAGCGGUGCUUAUCGCCGUCGCGAGUUUCCUAUUCCGCAUGAUGACGCCUUGGUGAUAGCAGACUGGGUCCGGAAUCGAGUGGGUAGGCGAAACAUAAUUAUUGCUGGUGUAUCAUCGGGCGGAAACCUCGCUGCGGCCACAGCGUUGACAUGGUCAGCGCAGGGACGCCCUCCCGCCGGACUGCUCCUCAUUGCUCCCAGCCUGGAUAACACGUGGGACUGUGAAGGACGAUGGCGGGAAAACUGGGACGCUCCCUGGCUGACUCCCGCAACGAUGCGAUUCUUCCAGAACCGGUGCUUUCAGGGACCUGGAGACAGGUCCAAGGAGAAUUGGAGGGCGAGCCCAAUCUACGCCAACCAGAGGAUAAUCGAUGCUGCCCGAGCCUUCCCGACAAAGGUUGUGGCUAUGGGCGGAGAUAUCCUGUGUCAAGAAAGCAUAGAUUUUGUGGCGCGCUUGGAGGCGGCCAGAUGUCCGACGACUCUGAGCAUCUUUCCCUAUGGUCAUACGGGCUUGUUGAUGCAGGGUAUUGUGGGAACGGCUCUGAUCGAAGAGAUGAUUCAGUGGAUCAAGCGGCGAACAAAAAGUCCUGCCAGCGGGGUCUCCCAAUCCUGGUGA
Molecule: messenger RNA, 1533 nt
Organism: Fonsecaea pedrosoi CBS 271.37
Lineage: Eukaryota; Fungi; Ascomycota; Eurotiomycetes; Chaetothyriales; Herpotrichiellaceae
Exons: 3
Coding region: 1-1533 (510 amino acids)
Molecular function (GO): hydrolase activity
Source: RefSeq, a predicted model, not a curated record